AUGGAGACCCUUCCGUGUCUCUCCCUCAGGAAUGACACCACUCACAUCCUGCCAACCGCGGAAACGCCUCCCAGCCCCACCACGAUCGAAUCGGAAACCGCUCUGCCUUUCACCUCGAGUCCGCAAUGCCGCAGAAGGCGUCGUUCCACACUUCGCAUCGAGCCAUACGUCUGGAACAGCAACUAUCUGGCCGUGAUUGGUGCAAUGCUCAGCUUCAAUUUCGAAGUCACUCCACUCACUCCUCCGCAGGAGCUGAUCGAUGCCUUCAUGAACACCACGUCCCCAUACGGCGAUUCCUCCACCCCAGGCUCCUUCGCAGCCGAGGUCGACGCCCGAUUCCCCGGCACGCUUCACUGUCUUUGCGGUGACUUAUAUGAACUUCUGUUGCUCGUGGUCCUCCGGUAUCACGACAAUGAAGUCAGGUGGGAGGCCUGCGGACGCAUCGGAUCGCAUGUCUGGCUCUUUGCUCCGCAUCGCUGCAGGGCCAACUAUGCGGAGGAGACGGCGUAUGCGUUGUCCCUGACGCAGGAAUUCAUGGAACCGGGCCAGGAGGAGUUUGUUGCUUGUUUGGUGUCCGUGCGCUACGCAAAGGUGACGUUGGUCAGGAUCACGGUUGCGAAUGAAUUCCUCGAAGUCCUCGAGCAGAGCAGAGUUCUGAAGGUUGGAGAGGCCAUCAAACCUAUUGGCGGAGUGCGGAUCGAGGUGACGAAGGAGUAUCGGAUGGCGAUCCAAAAGGAUAGGGCGGAGUUCCUUGACAUCCUGACCAGCCUUGCGAUGGAAGCCGUCAAGAUACAGAGAGAACUGGGUCAGAUGCCCUGGGCUGCGUCGUGGCCGGCCAGGGAGGACGAAAUAUUCGUGGAGAGAGAUGCCGGGCCGGCGGGGGAGACGAAGUAUUCUUGGAAGCCGAGGUAUUGGCGGAAGGAGAAGCAGAGAUGGAAGGAGAUGCCGAGCCAGCAUGUUAGUCCGCUCGAGACAUGA
Tricharina praecox is the source of this 978-nucleotide messenger RNA. RefSeq lists its product as uncharacterized. The transcript has 2 exons. Bases 1 to 978 code for a protein of 325 amino acids. The record is from RefSeq and is a predicted model, not a curated record. Lineage: Eukaryota; Fungi; Ascomycota; Pezizomycetes; Pezizales; Pyronemataceae.